Messenger RNA from Physcomitrium patens, 2844 nucleotides. RefSeq names its product trifunctional UDP-glucose 4,6-dehydratase/UDP-4-keto-6-deoxy-D-glucose 3,5-epimerase/UDP-4-keto-L-rhamnose-reductase RHM1. The record is from RefSeq and is a predicted model, not a curated record. Gene Ontology annotation, biological process: nucleotide-sugar metabolic process. NCBI's taxonomy places the organism in Eukaryota, Viridiplantae, Streptophyta, Bryopsida, Funariales, Funariaceae. Gene Ontology annotation, molecular function: dTDP-glucose 4,6-dehydratase activity.
UGAGGCGUUGCUUAAUGGAGACGAGCGCUGAUGCCCGCUGGUCUGGUGCGCACGCAGCCUCCGCGUUUCCUGUAUGCAUGCCUCCUUUCUUUCCCCCUUCUCCCUUCCGAUCCUGCGCUUGCUACAGCGUUCUUCUUCCUCUCCGCUUCAGUCGCUGAACGGUGGACGUGUUUUCUUUCAGUUGUAGGAAGCCUCGGUUUUAGCUGAUUUCGCAAGGAAACCUAGCUUACCUGCAGCAUUAUGAACCAUUGCGGAAAUUGGUGUAGCGGAGCAGUGUGGGUGCAAUCUGUUAGGGUUGACGCUUGGUCGAGUUCGCUGGUUGCGUUGAGAAAGCUGUAAUUUUUUCAACAAUACUUCGAAGGUGAUCUGAUUCCAGGGGGGAGUGUGUUUAUUUAUUUAUUUUGAUUUAUUUUAGUAGAGGGGAUUGUAGACCUGUUCGCUAUGGGGAACCCGAGCGGAAGCACGAUGCAUGAGCCGAAAAACAUUCUCAUCACGGGCGCUGCUGGGUUCAUCGCCUCCCAUGUCGCCAACCGGUUGAUCCGAAAUUACCCACAUUACAAGAUCGUGGUGCUGGACAAGCUCGACUAUUGCUCGAAUUUGAAGAAUCUGUUUCCUUCCAAGGGCUCCAAGAACUUCAAGUUUGUCAAGGGCGACAUCGCCAGUGCAGAUCUGGUGAACUUUCUGCUGAUCACUGAGGGGAUCGACACCAUCAUGCACUUCGCCGCGCAGACGCACGUAGACAACUCGUUCGGCAACAGCUUUGAGUUUACGAAGAACAACAUUUACGGGACACACGUGCUGCUGGAGGCGUGCAAAGUGACGGGCCAGAUCAAGAGGUUCAUCCAUGUGAGCACGGACGAGGUGUAUGGGGAGACGGAAGUGGAGGCCAUUGUGGGCAACCAUGAGGCGUCACAGCUGCUGCCCACGAACCCAUAUUCUGCAACGAAGGCGGGUGCGGAGAUGUUGGUGAUGGCGUACGCGAAGAGCUACGGCCUGCCCUGCAUCACGACCCGGGGGAACAACGUGUACGGGCCGAACCAGUUUCCGGAGAAGCUGAUUCCGAAGUUCAUCCUGCUGGCAAUGCAAGGGAAGGCGCUGCCGAUCCACGGCGAUGGCUCCAACGUGCGGAGCUACCUUUACUGCGAGGACGUAGCAGAGGCGUUCGAGUGCGUGCUCCACAAGGGCGAGGUGGGUCACGUGUACAACAUCGGGACGAAGAAGGAGAGGCGGGUGAUCGAUGUGGCGAAGGAUGUCUGCGAACUGUUCAACCUGGACUACAAGAAGUCGAUCAAGAUGGUGGAUAAUCGGCCGUUCAACGACCAGCGUUAUUUUCUGGACGACAAGAAGCUGAUUGCGCUGGGAUGGCAGGAGAGGACCAGCUGGGCGGAAGGACUGCGGAAGACGAAGGAUUGGUACAUGAGCAAUCCGGACUGGUGGGGCGAUGUAUCUGGCGCUUUGGUGCCGCAUCCCCGAGCGUUGACGAUGCCUGGGUUGGAAAAACUGGCUGAGAUGCAGAGGGGAGAGUCUUUGGGUCAGUCCGACGAUGCUGCCGAUCUUGUAGAGGAGAGUGGGUCAGCGUUGUCGAAUGGGUGGGGACCGGGUUUGGUGAAAAGUGUGGUUUCCAAGGUAGUGUCUCCAGUGAAGCAUGCUUCGAGAGAUCCGAGUCUGAAGUUUUUGUUAUACGGGCGGACUGGUUGGCUGGGUGGAUUGCUGGGGAAAAUGUGUGAGGAACGGGGGAUCGCUUACAAGUAUGGCUCAGGACGAUUGGAAAACAGGAGCUCGCUGGAGGCGGACAUAGCCGCAGUAAAGCCGACGCAUGUUUUUAAUGCAGCUGGGGUGACUGGGCGGCCAAAUGUUGAUUGGUGCGAGAGCCACAAGGUGGAGACGAUCCGGGCGAACGUUGUUGGUACGUUGACCCUGGCAGACGUGUGCAAGCAGAAUGGGUUGCUGCUGAUGAAUUAUGCGACGGGUUGCAUAUUCGAGUACGAUGAGAAGCACCCACUGGGUAGCGGGGUGGGAUUCAAGGAGGAGGACACGCCAAACUUCGCAGGUUCUUACUACUCGAAGACAAAGGCCAUGGUGGAGGAUUUGCUGAAGGAGUUCGAUAACGUGUGCACAUUGCGGGUGCGGAUGCCGAUUUCAUCAGACUUGCAGAACCCUCGCAACUUCAUUUCCAAGAUCGUUCGUUACCAGAAGAUAGUGAACAUUCCGAACAGCAUGACAAUACUGGACGAGCUGCUGCCGAUAUCGAUCGAGAUGGCGAAGAGGAACUUGACAGGGAUCUGGAACUUCACAAACCCAGGUGUGGUGAGCCACAAUGAGAUCAUGGAUAUGUACAAGGAGUACAUUGAUCCGUCGCUGACGUGGGAGAACUUCACGCUGGAGGAGCAAGCGAAGGUAAUUGUGGCGGCGCGGAGCAACAACGAGAUGGAUGCUUCGAAGCUGUUAUCAGAGUUUCCAGAGAUGCUGGGGAUAAAGGAGUCAUUGAAGAAGUUUGUGUUCGAGCCCAAUAGGAAAACUGUCGCCAAGUAGGCUGUUUUGAGAGUUUGAACGUAACGGUGGCCUUGGUCUUGUUACUCAGAGCAGAUUUGUGGAAUUUCUCAAGCACUGUUAGAGUUGCUUGAUUUUGAGCUGCACAUUUAUUGACUUUCGUGAUACAGGUGGCCACGGAGUUGCUGUAGGUUUCGUUUUAGUCCAAAGAACAUUAAUGGAAAUUUACGGAAUCCUGGUUUAGUUUGGGGAUAUUUUUGAUUGUAGGUGAUUCUUUAAAUAAGGCACAUGUGGGUGUAAAGAAUUGUUUGCGCAAUAAAUAUGAGUCUCGGACAUUUCCUAGCUUCCCUCGUA